AUGCCUAAUGUCUCGAGGUGUUUGCAUGCUUCAGAUUGUCAUUUCAGCCCUACUCAAGUGUUGUUUGUACUUCUCCUCAUUUCCUCGUGCCUAUUUGGGAACGUGGCAACCAUCAGUUGUGCCGAAGUUUGUCGGCAUCAGCUACGCCAGCUCUUCGAACCAGAAGACAGUCUGGAGCAUGACCGGACAGUCGACGAAGAGGCCAAGCUGGAAGAGCAUCAGCUGCCGUCCAAUUCGAGGAAGCAACGUCCCGACGGAGCGACAAAAUCCGCCUCGACCGGUACCUUCCCGGCCGGCCUCGGGUUCCCAGUCUUGCUUCAAACUGAGGCAAAAGCCGCGCCAAACAUGCACAGGAGGGCAUUUGCGGACGGUCGCAGACAAGCCGGCACCGCUGCCGCGGCGACCUGCCCCGUUUGGCUCUUCGCCUCGAGACCAAGACCACUUCGGGCGCGAAGCGGAGGUCGAGCCAACUUCGUUGCUGGUGGCAGAAGUGUUCCCACCGGCGGUACACGAUUGGCCGGACAGACUCGGGCCGCAUUCACUCGACGGGAUCAUGCGCUGACGGCCUCGAUCCUUCACCGAUUGACCGGAAGAGUUCGUCUGACCAACACACUUUUGGCCGCGGUACAGGUUGCGGGAGACCUGCUGGAGGGGCUGAAGAUGGUAAGCCUUCCGCUGGGGCUGGUACUGGAAAGAGGUCUAUUGCAAUCGUCACGUUUCUGCUUGUAG
This is a messenger RNA of Protopolystoma xenopodis, 729 nucleotides long. NCBI's taxonomy places the organism in Eukaryota, Metazoa, Platyhelminthes, Monogenea, Polystomatidea, Polystomatidae. The record is from the annotation of a GenBank genome assembly.